AGCCAAGUCUCCUGAGCCUGAUCAACUUCAUAUACUGCCACUAAUUUCAACUUUUUCAGCCUAACCCUCUCUGAAGCAAUGAAUUACACAAGUUACUUCUUGGCUUUUCAACUCUGCAUCAUUUUGGGUUCUUCAGGCUGUUACUGUCAGGACAUACUUUCCAAAGAAGCACAUCAGAUAAAGGAAUAUUUUAAAGCAAAUACUUCAGAUGUGGCAACUGGUAGACCACUUUUCUUGAAUAUUUUGAGAAACUGGAAAGAGGAGAGUGACCUCAAAAUAAUUCAGAGCCAACUUGUCUCCUUCUACUUCAAACUCUUUGACAACUUGAAAGAGCAUGAGGUCAUCAGAGAGAGCAUGGAAUCCAUCAAGGAAGACAUUUUUGUGAAGUUCUUCAAUAGCAGCCUCACUAAGCUGCAAGACUUCCAAAAUCUGACUCAAAUUUCGGUAGAUGACCAACAGGUCCAGCGCAAGGCAAUAAGUGAACUCAACAAUGUUGUGAAUUUCCUGUUUUCAAAACCUAACACCAAAAAACGAAAAAGGAGUCAAAGUGGAGUGUUUCGAGGCCGGCGAGCAUCCAAAUACUGAUCAACCUACCUGCAAUAUUUGAAUUUUUAAUCUAAACCUAUUUAUUAAUAUUUAACAUUAUUUAUAUGGAAAUACACUUUAAACUCAUUGAUUGAAAGUAUUUAUAAUAGCAACUUUUAUGUAAUGCAAAUGAUUAUCUAUUAAUAUAUACCUUAUUUAUAAUUCCUGAAUCUUGUAACUGUUUCAUUUGACCCUCUUUUUUCUGAUUAGGCAAUACUAUGUGAUUAGAAGGCUUUUCAUCUGGGGCCAGACAGGCAGCUUAGAUUAUUCAGCAAGAUCUUGUAUGCUGUGUGCUUUUUAACUUGAUGAUACAAUGAACACUUGUGCAUAGAAUGAUACUAUCCAGUUUCUGACUGUUUGAGAACGUGUCUGCAUUCUGAGCCACUGCUUUAAUAGCAUGUCAGACACCACUUGAACUUACCAGGUGAUGUGACCUUGUGCCUUAAUAAAAAAUAGCAUCUCAGGAAGUUUCAUUCCAGAUGUGUCUGAAUAUUAUUGACAACUGCGACUCCCCCUAAAUGGAAAGUAGUGCACUUGUUUAGUUUAUCAAUAUCUAAUAUCAAAUA
Molecule: messenger RNA, 1151 nt
Organism: Ochotona curzoniae (black-lipped pika)
Lineage: Eukaryota; Metazoa; Chordata; Mammalia; Lagomorpha; Ochotonidae
Gene: IFNG
Product: interferon gamma
Exons: 4
Coding region: 79-585 (168 amino acids)
Biological process (GO): immune response
Cellular component (GO): extracellular region
Molecular function (GO): type II interferon receptor binding
Source: RefSeq, a predicted model, not a curated record